Podospora bellae-mahoneyi is the source of this 1843-nucleotide messenger RNA. RefSeq lists its product as uncharacterized. Lineage: Eukaryota; Fungi; Ascomycota; Sordariomycetes; Sordariales; Podosporaceae. The record is from RefSeq and is a predicted model, not a curated record. Bases 124 to 1161 code for a protein of 345 amino acids. The transcript is spliced from 2 exons.
GGGUGGUGUCGAGUAACGCUGACAUCAUCGAAGUCACGAAAGUCUCCUAAAAGGUGAUUUUGUGGCCUCACUUUACCACCUCUGUUCGCCCAAUAUCGAAAUCCCGCCCAAGUAUCCGAACGAAUGACGAUGUCGACAACACAGGUUCCCCUCGCCUUCGCAUCAUGCUCCAUCGGCUUGCCAAAACACACACUGCACCAAAAGAUCGAAGCCAUCCGCGCAGCAGGCUUUCAAGGCAUAGAACUCUCCUUCCCAGACUUGCUCUCAUACGCUACGCUGCACUUUGGCCGCGAUGUCGCCGAGGACGAUUACGAUACCCUCUGUGAGGCAGGAAAGGCAGUAAAGGAUCUCUGCAGCCGCCACGAACUUGUCAUCAUGGUCCUCCAACCCUUUGCAAACUUUGAAGGCUGGCCUGCUGGAAGCCGUGAGCGUCAGGACGCGUUUGCUCGCGCGAAAGGCUGGAUCAGAAUCAUGGAUGCCACAGGCAUUGAUAUGCUCCAAGUUGGUUCGUCCGACUCGGCGGGCAUCUCAUCCUCCUUUUCGGAUCUGGCAGCGGACCUCCGGGAGCUGGCCGAUAUGCUUGCACCACACGGCUUCAAACUUGCUUAUGAGAAUUGGUGUUGGGCAACACGGGCUCCCACAUGGAAGGAGGUUUGGGAAAUUGUCAAGAUGGUUGAUCGGCCCAACGUUGGACUGUGUCUAGAUACAUUCCAGACAGCUGGUGGGGAAUGGGGAGAUCCAACUACAGCGUCACGUCUCAUUGAAGGGGUCUCGGCUACAGACCUCACCGUGCGGUAUAAGGACAGUCUUGAAGAGCUGGCGCGCACGGUCCCGUCGGAUAAGAUCUAUUUCCUGCAGAUAAGUGACGCAUACAAGAUGGAUGAGCCGCUGGCAGAUGUGGUAGAACAAGGCCUGAGACCUAGAGGGAGAUGGAGCCACGACUGGAGACCCCUGCCAUAUGACGGGGGAUACCUCCCAAUCGUGGAGUUCGCUGAAGCAGUGCUCAGAACAGGUUUUAGGGGCUGGGUCAGUGUAGAGGUGUUUGAUGGCAAGUUUAAAGAAAAGUAUGGUGAUGACUUGAUGGGCUUCGCGCACAAGGCUAAGUUGGUUACCGACCAGCUGUUGGCAACGGCACUUGCAUCCGGUGAUAAAACGAAAUAGACACGAAUAGACCGGAAUUCGGCAAGGGUGGCGAUUGGUUCUCCUUGGUUUGUCGGCUUUGUCGUCGCGUCCCAAGUCCCUACCGGGAUGAGGGUGAAGCUUGUUUCAACCUGAACCCCACAUUUCGAAGCUGGCAUUCGCUAUCUCACAGAGACUCAAAGGCUGGACUGACAUCAUGCUCAUUUGAGAGUGAUAACAGUUUAGCUUGGCUUGCGUCCUCACCAUCUCACUCUUGAGAUAUGGUUGAAGCGAUGACGACGCCAGCCAGACAAACGCUGAAGACUUGGGGAUAUAAAGUCUGUCAAGACAUGAACAGUUGAAGGUUCUCAUCAAACACAUCAACGGGCUCAUCACAGAACAUUCAACCUCAACCAAGUUGUCACGCACAUGAUUUCCAUCCAAAAGAUCAAAGACCAGAAUUCAAAACACACUUCAACGUCUACUGCCACAAGUCAACAUCAGACCACCAACUGUCAGCAUACUUACCUUAAGCUGCAACAUUCACAAGUCAAAACACCAUGUGCUUCGGUUUCGGAUCUAAAUCAUCCCGUCGCUACGGGGGUGCCUAUGGCGCAGGACCCAGACCAGUGGUAGUCCAAAACGGCUGCGGGGGAGGACAUGGUUAUGGCGGCGGAGGAGGGUUUGGCGGAAUGAUGGGGGGCGGUCGAAGAAGACAUGGGCC